Ascochyta rabiei is the source of this 3990-nucleotide messenger RNA. RefSeq lists its product as uncharacterized. The coding region runs from base 1 to 3990 and encodes 1329 amino acids. Gene Ontology annotation, biological process: phosphorylation; phosphorelay signal transduction system. The transcript is spliced from 6 exons. NCBI's taxonomy places the organism in Eukaryota, Fungi, Ascomycota, Dothideomycetes, Pleosporales, Didymellaceae. The record is from RefSeq and is a predicted model, not a curated record. Gene Ontology annotation, molecular function: phosphorelay sensor kinase activity; protein binding.
AUGGCUGAAGAAAUGGAGGAGUCUGAUGGCGGGUACUUCCAUAUCAGCGACCGGCCCAAGUCUCCCAGCUCAAUACACAGCAACGACUCUAUGUCAAUACACUCGUCUACCCCGUCCGCCAUGGUGGCUUCCUUGACCGCACUGCAGUACCUCCCGGUACCUCUCCUGGUGUUAUCUUCGCAGAAGACUGUUGUAAUUGCAAACGAGGCCAUGGGACGUUUACUUGGAAUCGAUUUCGAGAGUACUGCUUACCAUGAUUUCUCCAUAUCAGAGGUACUGCAAGAUAAGACUAUGGGAGACCUUGGUAUCGAUAUACUACAGAAUGGCUCUCCGCUGUUAGUUUCAUGGGAGGAUUUCCUCGAUUGUAUAUGCGAUGACGCCCAAGCAAAAAUCCCUGACGUAGAUGAUGAUCAGCUGGAGAGUGGGAACACUACACCCACUGCGCACCCAACGAAAGACAGGACAGCCUCGCCCACGAACCCUCCGUUACCCCAAUUAAGCACAACCAAUCUGGCGCGAACCACGGUACACGACGUCUCAGUAGAGGUAGUCGUGGCACCAUUAUCGCGAGGCCCCGGCGGCACAGUAUCGAAACUGGACAGGAACCAGUCUCAUCAUAGUGCCUUUCAAGCCACUUGCAUCAUCUCGAUCUGGAACAUAGAAGAUAUUCAAUACUUCACAUUGACCUUCACCAGCGCUACAUCUACACAAACCGCACAAAGUGCGCGCCCAUCGAGCCGAGUAGUAAAUCGCUCACACACAGGGCCGCACCUCAAGAAGUCGCGUAGUUCAGGGUCGAACUCAUCUUCUGGUCGUCAGUCAGGGAGCAGUUCAACAAGUACCUCGAAAGUUGUUACGCCUAUAAUGCAACAUCCAAUCUUCCCACCCCGCGGUCCUCCCCUGCAGGGCGGCAUGUUGGACACGUCUCAAACUUCGAUCUUUCAGAAAGCCACUCAGCUUAAGGAUGCGAUCCUUAACUCAAUAAACAUGCCUGCUUACGCUAUGUGGAAGGACGAGGGGUUCGGUAUCCCAAACAAUGCGCUUCUGCGACUUCUACCUAAGGAUGCGUCCUAUAUCCCUGGCGACCAGCGUGCAUUCCUUGCUCUUUUCGAAGUCUGGACCGAAGAUUUCCAGCGCGUACUUGAAAUUGAUGAAUUUCCCAUUGUGCAAGUAUGCAGAACACAGCAGAGUCUGAAGAAGAUGCGACUUGGUAUGCGACAACCAGGCACCGGCAGAGGCAUCGUAUUCGAAGUCAACGGGGAACCAGUUUUGCAUCCAGAAACCGGCGAUUUCCUGGGCGCCAUUGUAGUCUUCAAGGACGUCACAGAGUACACCAAAGCGAUAGCGGCGCAAGUGGAAGAGAAUGAGAAGCAAUUCGAGUACAUUGCCAAUUUCAUGCCAGUCAUGGUCUGGACGACAACCCCCGACGGCCUCCAUGAUUGGUUCUCGCAACGUUGGUACGACUACACGGGUCUUACCGAAGCCCAAAGCUUAGGCGAGGGCUGGAGACUUCCGUUUCACCCUGAUGAUAUGGCCACAGCCAAGUACACGUGGUUCCAUUGUCUUGCUACCGGUGACGAGUACAACACAGAAUACCGAUGUCAAAGAUACGAUGGAGAGUGGCGCUGGAUGCUCGGGCGAGCUAUACCCUUUCUUGAUGAUUCUGGCAAGAUUAUCAAGUGGUUCGGCACCUGUACUGACAUUCACGACCUCGUCAUGGCACGCCAGGAAGCAAGACAAACGCGCGAACAGCUCCAGAAGGUCAUUGAACAUGCCAAGAUCAUGCUGUGGGCUGUUGAUCGACAAAACAAGGUGGUUCUGCUCGAAGGCGAAAGAGACCCAGACGAGGCUAGGAAAGACAUCCUUGGCAGAGAUUUGUUUGACCAGUUCGGCAUGAAUGCUCUCGAUAGAGAGCGCUGGAGACAACCAAUACAAGAAAUCCUCAACGGAAAAGCCCAAGACGAGAUGGUCGAACGCUACAUAUCCUCAGACCGCUAUUUUCGAACACGGCUUGCACCUCGUUGGAGCUCUACAAGAGCAGGUGGUGUAGAAGGGGAGGCGUUCAUUGAUGGCGUUAUCGGUGUAUCAAUGGAUAUUACUGAGCUGCGAGAACGAGAAGACCAGCUGAAAGAGCAGGAGAAAGAAAACACUAGACUCUUAGCUAAUGCUGCAGCCGCCAGCGAGGCGAGCAGGAUGAAGAGCCAGUUCCUUGCCAAUAUGUCGCACGAGAUUCGGACACCGAUUGCUGGCGUCAUCGGUAUGAGCGAGCUGCUUUUCGACAUGAACUUGAAUGAAGAGCAAAAGGAGUGUGCAGAGAACAUUUACCGAUCAGCUAACAGUCUCCUGACUGUGAUCAACGACAUCCUUGAUUUCUCCAAGGUUGAAAGCGGGCGACUUGAUGUCGAGGAGGUACAGUUCAGUCUCAGUGUGGUCCUUCGAGACGUGAACAAGAUGAUGUCCUUUGCGGCACAACGAAAGGGAUUGGCAUAUCACAGCUUCAUUGAGCCAGAAGUGGAGCAGGACCUGAGGGUUAUAGGUGAUCCUGGCCGACUUCGUCAAAUCUUGACAAAUGUUCUAACGAACAGCAUCAAGUUUACGUCUGACGGAUCAGUGAAGCUGAACGUUGCGAUCACCCAAAAAUCGAAAGACAUGGCCACGGUGAACUUUGUUGUACAAGACACGGGGAUUGGCAUCGAAGAAGAAGUUCGGAAGCAUUUGUUCCAGCCUUUUAGCCAGGCGGAUUCCUCUACGGCUCGCCGGUUUGGUGGAACCGGUCUGGGUUUAACCAUCAGCAAGAACCUCGUGGAGCUUAUGAAAGGCCAAAUUUGGUUGGAUUCGAAGCUAGGUCAGGGUACUACAGCAACGUUCUGGAUCCCAUUCGCGAGAGCAUCCUACUCCAACGAUGGCUCGCCGUUGGUUGAUCUUGCGUCGAUCCCUGACAGACUUCAAAGUGAUGUGUCGGUAUCUGUUGGAAGCUCUGAAGAUCACACCCCGCCGUUGACGCCUAGGCAUUCGGCCAGUGGGCACUCAAGACUGCAAUCGUUCCCGCUGGGAGGGAAGCUGCCGGAACCUCUUACCAGUAUACCGGAAUCCGAGAGGAAGAAUACCCACGUUCUGGUUGUGGAGGAUAAUCAUAUCAACCAGCAGAUUGCCCUGAAGACGAUCAGGAAGUUGAACUUUUCGGUGGAUGCUGUUUGGAAUGGCCAAGAGGUCUUGGACUAUUUGGCAGAGGAGUUUACUCCAUCUCAUCCACGCCCUGAUAUCAUCUUGAUGGACGUUCAAAUGCCCAUUCGAGAUGGCUACUCCGCCACACAUGCUAUCCGGACCGAAGCUCCUUGGAAGGACAAACCUGAGGUUCAGGGCGUUCCAAUUGUCGCCAUGACAGCCAGCGCCAUCCAAGGUGACAAGGAAAAGUGCACACUGGCUGGUAUGGACGACUACUUAGCCAAACCAGUCAAAGGCAAGCUGCUGGAAAAGAUGCUUGUCAAGUGGGCGAUUGAGGGACGGCGAAAGACGGCCAGUGCAAAGCCAUCCGUAAACGUACCUGAUCGACAUGGGAAUUCGUCCACUCCGCCCCACACGACCAUGGAAAACGUUAGCGCAAAAGAUCGUUCGCAAAUCGCAAGCCAACCGGACCAACCUGAAACAACGGCCUCAGCACUGACCGCUCAAUUAGACCGCCUGCAUUAUCAAAGCGAUGCAGCGUUCGCAAGGACAUCGGAGAAUGAAGCGGACAGGGCCCUGCGGCGUAUUCAAGCUGAGGAGAGAGAUACGAAGCUGCGGGACGACAAAUUGCUAUCACUCACGGGACCUCAGCUUCACCGCCACGGUACCGCUCAGGGGCGGGAGAAGGAGCCUACUAUGCCGCUUACAGAGGAGAACAUGGAAAGAUUCACCCAUGCCCAGGAUGGGGAUACCAUCUCUCAUAGGCCGACAGAGUCUCCAGAGGCUGGAUCAGACGUUGUCAACCAGCCGCAAAGCCGGACAUAG